AUGGAGGAUCAACUAAGACAAUUAAGAGACAUUUUCGAUCGGUUCGACAUGGACGCAGACGGAAGCUUAACGAUCUUAGAACUCGCGGCGCUUCUCCGGUCACUCGGUCUCAAACCUUCUGGCGACCAAAUCCACGUUUUGUUAGCAAGCAUGGAUUCAAACGGCAACGGUUUUGUCGAAUUUGAUGAGCUCGUUGGCACAAUUCUUCCUGAUAUGAACGAAGAGAUCCUCAUCAAUUCGGAGCAAUUGCUCGACAUUUUCAAAUCGUUCGAUAGAGACGGUAAUGGAUUCAUCAGCGCGGCCGAGCUAGCCGGGGCAAUGGCCAAAAUGGGGCAACCAUUGACGUAUAAGGAGUUAACAGAGAUGAUCAAGGAAGCUGAUACAAAUGGGGAUGGUGUUAUAAGCUUUGGAGUAUUUGCUUCAAUUAUGGCUAAAUCUGCUGUUGAUUAUUUCGGUAUAAAGAUUAAUUCAUGA
Messenger RNA from Arabis nemorensis, 474 nucleotides. The record is from the annotation of a GenBank genome assembly. NCBI's taxonomy places the organism in Eukaryota, Viridiplantae, Streptophyta, Magnoliopsida, Brassicales, Brassicaceae.